AUGACCAGCGCUGAUGGGCUUCUUCCGCCCCCGCUACUUCCUCCGGCAUUACUAGACGGUGGCAAAGAUGUCCUACCAAAGAAGAAGCGGCAAGAGAACGCCUCGACAGGCGUUGGAGCUGCGGCGAUGCGUGGUAUAAGUGCUCGUUUCUUCGCAUUCUACUUCAGAGCUCCGAUAAGAGCAUUCUUCCGGACACGAAUUGACUAUAUGGGCUACGCCCGUGCCAUCAAUCCGCACGUGCAAGCUGGGGACAAUUGGUCAUGGCGAAUGACUUCUCCCGCUCUACUUGGCAGUGCCGUACACCGGUAUGGCUGGUCCUUCUUGCCGAAUCAAGUCCUACCACCUUUACUGGCCAAUACAGUCGUCGGGGCAGUCUUGUACACUGGCUAUCUGCAGACGCUAGGAAUGCUACAUGAGCCUUCAGCCAGAGCUACAAAGCGUGCCGAUCCGCUUCCACCUCCCGCAUAUACGUUCGCUGCUGGUUUUGGGGCAGGAACACUACAAAGUCUUAUAGCUGCUCCACUGGAUGCCUUGCAAGUCCGCUUCCAUGCCCGCGACUUCAUCGACGGCAAGUACAAGAACAUGUGGCAAUAUGGCUACCUGAAGUCUCGUGAAAUUGGGGCACGUGGAGUCUUUGCAGGCUGGUCCCUGAGUCUCCUUCGAGAUAGCUUCGGUAAUGCCGUCUUUUUCUCGACAUUCGAAUACGUCAAAGGUCAAGCCUUCUACAGUUUCGUUAGCAACUUCUACGGCCACUACGGAAAGCUCACCGGAUUUCAACAAGAGAGCAUCAGAGCGCAAGGAAAGUCGGCCAGCAGUCCUGUGAUAAGACCACAUUAUAUGAUCGAGCCGGCUUUCCUGCUACUCGCUGGUGUUGCGGCGUCGGUAGCGCAAGCGCUGGUGCAGUAUCCGGUUAGUCGUAUUCAAGAUAUCCACUAUGGACGAUUGGAGUGGAUCGAUACUCAUCCUAAAGUACCGCUGGACCUUGGCACGAGACGGGGUGCGGUCUGGGGUGUAUAUGCCAGUGCAUACCGCAAGACGUGGAAACAGUGCCUUGCUCUCGCCCGUAGAGAUGCUGGACUUCGGCGAUGGCUGUACAAGGAUUUCCUUACUAGGACUAUCACGCAGGUCCCGAGCACGAGUGCCGGACUGAUCGUGUUUGAGGUUAUAAGAAGGAAGUACGGAGAUGGCUCGGACGUGGUAAAAAUCAACAAAGACGGGUAUGAUAUCUUGUUGGUAUAG
Recurvomyces mirabilis is the source of this 1239-nucleotide messenger RNA. RefSeq lists its product as uncharacterized. Gene Ontology annotation, biological process: mitochondrial L-ornithine transmembrane transport. The coding region runs from base 1 to 1239 and encodes 412 amino acids. Lineage: Eukaryota; Fungi; Ascomycota; Dothideomycetes; Mycosphaerellales; Teratosphaeriaceae. Gene Ontology annotation, cellular component: mitochondrion. The transcript is spliced from 3 exons. Gene Ontology annotation, molecular function: L-ornithine transmembrane transporter activity. The record is from RefSeq and is a predicted model, not a curated record.